Ambispora leptoticha is the source of this 321-nucleotide messenger RNA. The record is from the annotation of a GenBank genome assembly. Lineage: Eukaryota; Fungi; Glomeromycota; Glomeromycetes; Archaeosporales; Ambisporaceae.
GAUAUUCUCGCCGCAGUUCCUAAAUUGAAAAAUCUGUCAACUCUUCAUGUUCAUUUUCAGACUUAUGAGGUGGAUCCGUUGCUUGAUGAUGAGCUAAAGAAAAUCGCUGAAGCUUGUCCAUCACUUUAUUAUAUUAAAUGGCAUUUGCAAGAUCAUUACCCUAAAAAGUCUUCAAAUGCCGAAGAUGCAACAAAAGCAGAAGAGACAGACGGGCUAGAAGCUUUGCGAGCUAUGCUUCCAACUUCUUUUGGAUUUAAAAAGAACACAAAAGUUUCAACUGAGGCUUUCGCUAAAACACGACGAAAAGAAGAAAAGGCUAAA